Molecule: messenger RNA, 1032 nt
Organism: Lizanozyma spartinae
Lineage: Eukaryota; Fungi; Ascomycota; Pichiomycetes; Serinales; Debaryomycetaceae
Gene: ARC35
Product: Arc35p
Exons: 1
Coding region: 1-1032 (343 amino acids)
Biological process (GO): Arp2/3 complex-mediated actin nucleation; actin filament polymerization
Cellular component (GO): actin cytoskeleton; Arp2/3 protein complex
Molecular function (GO): actin filament binding; structural constituent of cytoskeleton
Source: RefSeq, a predicted model, not a curated record
AUGAUGUUACAGAUCGACCCCAAGAACCUUCUUAUUCAGAAAACGUUAACAGAAACCAUUUUCCCAGAGGGUGAUUCGGGAUCACCUAAAUCAUUGGAUAGAAUCAUUAGUGAUUUUGAUUACACCAAUUAUCACAUCAGUACACUUCCUGACAAUAAAGAUUUAUUAUUGAUUUCGUUAUAUUUGAAAUGCUGGACUGAUUUGGCACAAUAUGGUGUUGAAAAGUACUUGUCCACUAAAUAUGCUCCCUUUAGUGAAUAUUUAACGGUGUUAACAGGGAACGACAUUGAAACAUCAUUCAAUUUCUCGAUGGUACUUAACUUGGAGAAUUUAAAUUCUCUGGGUUCAGAAGAAGUCAAAUUGGCCAUCAUUGACGAAUUGGCAUUACUUAAAAGAAAUGCCAUGGCUUCUGCCUUUGAAAAGGCAUUUGCAAGAUAUGAUGAAUUGGCGGCUACUUAUGCGGAUUCCAAUACAUAUUCCGAAGAAGUCCAAGCGGAAUUACAGAAGGAGCAAGUAUUAGUUAUAAAUUAUCGUGAAUCUGAUGAAAGUAUCUAUAUCAAACCUUCAUUCGAUAGAGUCACUGUUGUGUUCCUGACCAUUUUUCAAGAUGAAACAGACAAAAUCUUUGGUAAGGUUUUCCUCCAAGAGUUUGUUGAUGCGAGAAGAAGAUCCGUGCAAACUGCUCCACAAGUGUUGUAUUCACACAAGGAUCCUCCAUUGGAUAUUCAAAGUGUGGCUCUGUCAUCCAAUGACGAAAACAAGGGUUACAUCACAUUUGUUUUAUUCCCCAGACAUUUGGUGAAAGGUGACAGAAGAGAGAAUUGUAUCACUCACGUUCAAUUCUUUAGAAACUAUUUCCAUUACCAUAUCAAGUGUUCCAAGGCAUAUAUGCAUUCAAGAAUGAGACUUCGUGUUAAAGAAUACUUGAAGGUAUUGAAGAGAGCUCAACCAGAAGCCGUGGAUGAAGAUGGUAAGGCCAUUGACAAUAGAAAGACUGCCAGUGGUCGUAGAUUCGAAGUAGGAAGAGUGUAA